CCCGCUUGCAUUGUUGCGUAUAAAGAUACGAUGCGCCAACGAUAGAUCUGCGUCUUUCGGCAGGUUACACUCGCCCUUCUUCUUGUCGGGCAAGCAACAUGAACGCCUCUUCUGCCUCUUCCGACUACCACGUCCUUUCGAAGGCAGCGCAAGUUAUGGAUUCCUAUCCCGUAAACCUCACAAGGGCGGUCGGCAUCGCCUCAAUGCUCUUCGUCCUGGCUUUUUGCAGACUUUCUCCGUCAUCGAAAUCGACGAAAGCAUGGACAGCUUUCUAUCUGACGGUGUUUUUCCUGUACACCCUACAACCGCUUGCUUUCCAGGCGACGACUGCAUCCAUCAAGCUCUAUGCUAGCCAACAUCCCAUCAAGACCACGCUCACUCUUGUCGCCAUUGCUGCGCCGCUCAAGUAUAUCCAGCAGAAGCUCAGAUAUGCCAGACUCAAUGCCAUCAAGAUGAAGUUUGGAUACACCAACGACCCGACGACUUGGCAGGACAUGACAGUCGAGCAGGCGCAGGAAAUUGAGUCAAAUAUGGCUGAGUGGGAGUUCCCCCGACUCUGGCAAUUCGGCUGGAUCUCUGACUUCUUCCGGACUUCCACGGAUCCCGCCGUUUCCCGUGUCAUUGGCGCCUCGGGCCACUUCAUCAACGAGGACAAGAAGAUCGAACACCAACGUAUGCAAGCCACCAUCCACCUCAUGACGGGAUUCGUCGCCUACAAAGUCAAAUCCCGCAACCACAGUCUUGUGGUGGCACGCAUCAACGAGCACCAUCAUCGUUACGGCAUCAAGAUCAACAGCGACGACGUCCUCUACCUCAUGAUUCAUUUCGGUCUCGCACCCGUGCCAUGGAUCAAUCGGUUCGGGUAUCGCAAGAUGGAAGAUUUCGAAGUUCACGCUAUUUGGACCUUGUGGAGGGAGAAUGCUUGUCGCAUGGGUGUCAAGUAUAUCCCCAAGACGCUCGAGCAAGCGAUGGAAUGGCGAAAGAACUUCGAAACGACUUUCCGCUGGCGGGAAGAUGCCAACGAAGUCAUGGCCAUGGCCAUGCUGAACCAAGUCUUGUAUCCCGUCCCCGGCCCGCUGAAGGGCUUUGUUGCACAAGUCUUUGCCUCCAUUGUGGAAUGGGACAUCGUAUACUACUGUCAACUCGAAAAACUCCGUCCCUCGCCUGUGAUUCGAUCUAUUGCGUACGACUUCUUCCGCCUUUGCGCCUUCCUGAUCCGCGAAUUCGGCCUCCCUCGUCUCAGCCCUUACCAACGCUCGCCCCAAGAAUCCGGUCCUGAUGGUCGCAUGACCUUUGGCCACACCCCCUACGACACCAUGCCCUGGUGGCAAGAACGUACUUUCUGGAACCUCUGGGGCCCACGCGCGCUCUUUGGUCGAUUGCUCGGCCUGCCACGUCCCAGCAGCGAAUAUCAAAGCGAGGGUGUGCCUUUCGAGUCCAUGGGCGCUCCACAUCCCUAUCCGAGGGCGCAGGCGGCGAUUGAGAAAAAGGUUCGCGAGAAUGCCGCGAUACUGGAGGAUGCGCCAUUCGGAUUCCGUCCCGCUGUCGGGUUCCAAGCGAACCGCCUACUCCCUCCUGUCGACGGACCGGCCUAUGGAAGUGAGAUGAAUACUUUCCCACCUGAUACACCCACGACGCCUGCGAGUCCGCUUCGCUUCAGCCGCGAGUACGAACGGCGUGGUGGUGUCUACUCGAACCUGGGCGAUGUGGAGACUCCUGCUGACGUGCUGAGCGGGACGGACAAAGAUUUAAAGGAGAAGGUGCUUGCCGCUGUGCCUCAUACGCCAAGGGCAAACGGCGCGACUGUGGGUUGAGAUCUGAGAGGCGUGUGAGUUGGGUGGUUGGGCCAGGAUGAUGCGUGACGCGAGACUGUGAACAGUAGCCUCUGUGUUCUGUUGUCUGAUAAUUUUUGAAUUCACAUCUUUCCUUUGCAAAUUCCCAUCGCCUUGGUCCUCGUGCUGCACUUGUGUCGAAUGCUGGAGAAAGUCGCUCCUCACUGCCUCGUAGAAUCAUGCGUCUCUUGCCCAGGCUCAUGACUUCCUCAACGUCCUCAGUGCAUUCAUUCCGGACUUGUUCGUCGGAGUGCUGAUCUUACCGUUGCACCAACAAUCCAGCGUUUACAGCAGCUAUGAAACCGUGGACACCCCAGUCAUGGCCGAGGAUGUUUGCUUUGCAGGAGAGAUCAAAG
Molecule: messenger RNA, 2188 nt
Organism: Neohortaea acidophila
Lineage: Eukaryota; Fungi; Ascomycota; Dothideomycetes; Mycosphaerellales; Teratosphaeriaceae
Exons: 5
Coding region: 99-1814 (571 amino acids)
Molecular function (GO): oxidoreductase activity
Source: RefSeq, a predicted model, not a curated record